This is a messenger RNA of Pararge aegeria (speckled wood butterfly), 1734 nucleotides long. RefSeq names its product serine protease persephone-like. The record is from RefSeq and is a predicted model, not a curated record. The coding region runs from base 223 to 1305 and encodes 360 amino acids. The transcript has 10 exons. Gene Ontology annotation, biological process: proteolysis. NCBI's taxonomy places the organism in Eukaryota, Metazoa, Arthropoda, Insecta, Lepidoptera, Nymphalidae. Gene Ontology annotation, molecular function: serine-type endopeptidase activity.
UCAGUCUGAGUAGUUGUGAAGAAUGUAAUUGUUUUGAAAUUAAAUAAUUAUUGAAUUAGCAAUUAUAUGCAUUACGCGAUUGUAUUAAGAGAAGUAAAGUAAUUAUAUUAACUUGUUUUGCUUUCAAUUAAAAGAUAGUUUAAUCAGUAGCUGAUGAUAAGUGGGGUUUAUCCAAGAGUAGAUAUUUUAAUAAACAGAUUGAGGAAAUUCAGUUAUUAAGCAAUGUCUAAAACCAACAUGUGUCACAAUAAAUAUAAUCUCAUUAUUUUAUAUUUUGUAACACUAUUAAAUGUUACACUUGCUGGAGAAGUCGGAGACCAGUGUGUUCCUACAGAAAAAAUAUCGGAGGGAACAUGUAAACUGAUAAUGGAUUGUAACGAUGCUUUAAGUUACAUUCGAUCAAAGGAAUAUCAUCCAUACAGUAGAUGUGGCUUCCGUGGCAGAUCCGAAAUAGUAUGCUGCCCAUCCACAGUCCAGGAUAAUUUUGGAGCGGAAGAAAGAAUUGCUGACAGAGAAUGCCAGAAAAUAAUAGCCACAACCUUACCACCUCUAGGGUCCCAUAUAAUCGGUGGGGAAAAUACGUCACGUGGGGAGUUCCCACAUAUGGUGAUACUUGGAUACAAUGUUUCAGGCGAAUAUCAAUUUCGAUGCGGCGGUUCAUUGAUAUCGCACUCUUAUGUACUAACGGCAGCUCACUGUGUGGACUCAUUGGAUGGAAUAAACCCUACGAUAGCUCGCAUGGGUGUGGUAUUGCUUGGCGACGGAAGUUUCAACAGCCGUUCGGACGUAAGAAUAGUGGAGCUCAUAAAGCAUCCGAAUCACACCAGGCGCUUCAAAUACAACGACAUAGCCUUGAUAAAGUUGGAAAAGCCUGUCAAGUUUUCAUCUAACGUGAGCCCCAUAUGUUUGUAUACCAAAGAUGACGAUCCCUCGAUAUCUCUCUCUAUUACUGGUUGGGGCAGAGUUAGUGUUUCAAAAAACAUAAGGAAUCCAUUACUGCAGAAGGCAACCGUUACUGCGGUAUCGAAGAGUGAGUGCGAGAAGGUACACCCCGUGUCGCGGAGGGUACCGAAUGGCAUCACCAGCGAGCAAAUCUGCGCCGGCGAUCCUCUGGGCUUGCGCGACACUUGCCAGGGCGAUUCAGGCGGGCCACUCCCGGGUUUGACUACCGACGACGGGUUUUUCAGGUUAGUCGGAGUGACGUCAUAUGGACGCGGCUGCGGCACGCCCUUGCCUGCCGUAUAUACGCGCGUGUCCCGAUAUCUAGACUGGAUUGAGAGUGUUGUGUGGCCAAAUCUAGUUUAGAUGGUGAAGCUUCAACCUCACUAGAGCUGGUCUUUGCUUUUACUUGGUUGGCCUGAAGUUGGCUCUUGCGAACGCUCGCGCAUGUACCAUGUAAAAUGUUAUAGCUAAUAAAAAAAACAUUUAAACUACAUCUGCGCACGAACAGCUACUCGAUAAUAAUUUAUUCGUAGAUCUUUCCAUAUUAUUUAAUGCAUUAUUUUUUCAUGCCUGAAUAAAUUUAAGUGAGAAAACUUCCUUAAUGUAACGGAUAAGACGUCAACCAGUGCGUCUACUGCAGAUUAAAGAUUGAUAAUUUGUCAAAGCCAAGCCCGCUAUGUUGUUGAACCCUAACGCCAUGCCGAAGCAAUGUCAAAAAUACCGACAUUAGAUCUGUAUGUCAAGCUAGUCGAAGCCCGCUAUUUUUUUAAAUAUGAAUAAAAAUAUUUUGAU